Molecule: messenger RNA, 813 nt
Organism: Lactuca saligna
Lineage: Eukaryota; Viridiplantae; Streptophyta; Magnoliopsida; Asterales; Asteraceae
Source: the annotation of a GenBank genome assembly
AUGAGGAGGGUGUGGAGAUCGGGACAGGAGAAGAUUGAUUUGAGGAAAUCCAUGGUUUUGUCACUGCUGGCGGACCAGAAGCCAUCGAUGAGGGCGUCGGUCAACAACUUAAGCCCUCGUUGGAGUCGUCAUCGCCGCCAGAAACCUGCAGCUCCUCUGGCACCACCACAUAUCAGUGUCAGCAUCAACUCCUCUGGCACAACCACCUGUCACCGCAAACACAUUCCUAUUCAUUUUCCCCAAUUUUCUUCUACUUUCGUCUCCCUCUUCUCACCCAUUCCCAACAACCAUCCAAAACCCCAAACCGGUGAACCAAAAUCAGACCCCAAACCACCAUCAUGUAUCUUCAUUAUCCCCCUUUGUCUUAAGAAUACCACCGACCAACGAGGCUACCAAUUUCAAUCUAUCACGAGUUCACGACAUCUCACUGCAAACGAAAUCAGCUCAACUGAAGAAACAUCUACAACAACAAUCACGUCCUUCUCCGCUGCCGUCACCGUCACCGUCACCAUCGCCGGGUGUCAUCCUCGUCGGCACCGGCAAUGGCUAGUCCAUCUACUACUGCGACCUCCUUCUCUUCGCGUGUUCGCCGCCGCCACCAAAGGAGUCAUUUGCACGCCGUUACAAGUUCCUUUGGCCUCUUCUCCUCGCCGUCAAUUUUUCCAUCGGAGCUUACCUUUUCAUGAGAACAAAGAAGAAGGAGAUCAUAGAGGAAGAGGUGACAGCUGUCACUUCUACUCCCACAUCUUUGGUUUCAACUGCUUCAGUCAGCGAUCCAUCGCCAGCUGUCAUGGAACUAGUGAAACCACGUGA